AUGGAAGAGGAAUUAAUUAUUUUAUAUAUAUUGCAAAAAAAACGCGAAAAUGAAGCGAAAAACAUGCGUAGACGGAUUCUGGCAAGUUUACGCAGCAGGGAAGACCCAUUCCUUCUGGAAGAAGACGUUUUCAGGAGGUUUUUAAGAUUCCCGAAAUCCUUCUGCUGGGAGCUUAUUCAAGAUCUCAAACCACUUGACAAGUUUGAGCGGAGUUCGAGAAUUCCAUUUGAACUUCGGUUUGUUUCAGUACUAUAUUUUCUGGCAAAUGGCUCCUACCAAAGCGUUAUUGGAAACUGCCACUUCUCGGCAAUGAGUCAACCAAGCGUGUCGAGAUGUAUUGAGCAAAUUUGCAAGAUGGUAGUGGAACACAAACACUUUGAAAUUAGUUUUCCCAAUGAGGCGGAGCAUUACAACAGCAUAAAGAGGGGCUUCCAUAACAAAUUCGGAAUAAAAGGCGUCAUAGGUGCUAUUGACUGCACACAUAUUGCAAUACUUUCCCCGCAAUCUUUAAUUGCUGGAGUAGUACCUCAUGAGUAUAUGAAUCGCAAGGGAUACUACAGCAUUAAUGUUGAAGCCGUUUGCAACGACGAACUAAUUUUUCAAAACGUCAAUGCACGAUUCCCGGGAUCUUGUCAUGACGCCGGUAUAUGGACAACUUCGCCGGUGAGAAUCAAACUCAUCAGGGAACACAUUGUGGAUUAG
Molecule: messenger RNA, 702 nt
Organism: Anastrepha obliqua
Lineage: Eukaryota; Metazoa; Arthropoda; Insecta; Diptera; Tephritidae
Product: putative nuclease HARBI1
Exons: 5
Coding region: 1-702 (233 amino acids)
Source: RefSeq, a predicted model, not a curated record